CUGUAUGAGAGAAAGCGUGAUUGCUGUGCUGUUAGUUACAGCACAGUAACAUCUCAGGGCUGGGUUCGUUCCUUUUUUCCUUUCUUUUUGACUGCACUGUGAUUUGGGGGCAGUGAUUCACUACAGCCUGGUUUUCCCUGUUUUCCAAUGAUCCGAUGAAAAAAAGACGGCAAAGCCAGGCUGUAACAUCUGUGUCGGAAGCAAAGAAAUGAAUUCCAAGCUGAGAGACAAGUCUGGUUUUUGGAGACAAAAAAAAAGGAAGACUAAUGGGUGGAAGCUUUAGGACUGUAUGUCCAUAAUUUUCAAUUCUCCUUACAGGAGAGAACCAAAAAAAUGCCUGGCACACCACUUUGUGGCUUUCAUCAGCUUGUUUAUGGGAUUAUACUAUUGUGAUAAAUAGCCUUAGUUUGUUAAUAAAUGGAAAUUUAGUAUGGCUGUUGCUUAUAGCACACAAGAUGCCAUAUGCAAUCAAAAGUGGGAAGAAAAGGGCUGUAAAAAGAGGAUGGAGAAAAUGGGGCAUAAAUUUAAGUCCAUCAGGAGAGAGUUGCAAAAGUAGAAAUAAUUGAGAACUCUUCGGAAUUGCAAAAAGCGUAAAAAGUGUGAACAAAAGAGUACUACAGACGCUGGAAUGAAAGGAAUGUUGAUGGGAGCAUUUUUAUAUUUUUGUAUGCAUGUUUAAUGGAGGAAGUCUGAAAGUAAAAUUAAAGGUGAAGAAGAGCCAUCACCACCUAUAGAAGAACCAUUACCACCGAAGAGAGUCAAGUGAAAAAAGAUAAACUGAGUGGUGGAUAUAUUUUUUCUGAUGAUCUCUAAGUAUUUUUAAGUCUUAGAUAAUGUGAUUCAAACGAAUUUCAUACUGUAUUGUCUGGACAGUAUGUUUGUUCUACUGCGACCAGUAGAACGAGAUAAUACUCUCAGUGUCUGUGUCCUGUAAACCGUGAGCUGCUGCCAUAGUAUGGGAUCCUGAACCCUUUUCCAUCCCUGGAGAAAUCCCAUUUUGACAGUCCCACGGGGAAGCAAUGAACUGUGGAAAGCAACAGGUGGAUGAAGAGGGAGCAGAACAGGAUGCUCAGCUGGACCAAGGAGGACACGUCCGCUCACGCCUCGUUUCUGUGAACCGCUGUUUGCCACACGCCCCAGAGGCGGUAAUAUAUCCUCCACAUUCAAAACUCACAGAUAAAGAGAAAACCAACAUUUGCUAUUUGUCUUUUCCAGAUUCUAAUUCAGGUUGUCUUGGGGACACACAGUUUUGUUUUAGAUUUCGACGGUCUCCUGGGAGGAAAGUCUCAUUGUGUUGUUUUCUGGACCAGCUGGACAGAGAUCUGCCCGUUUACUUAAAGAAAGAUCCAGCGUAUUACUAUGGCUACGUGUAUUUCAGACAAGUUCGAGACAAAUCAUUGAAAAGAGGCUAUUUCCAGAAGUCACUGGUCCUCAUCAGCAAGCUCCCUUACGUCCAUCUCUUUCGCACCAUGCUUAAGCAAAUAGCACCAGAAUAUUUUGAAAAAAGCGAAGCUUUCCUGGAAGCAGUUUGUAGCGAUGUUGAUCGUUGGCCAUCACCGAUUCCAGGGAAAAUACUGCAUUUGCCUAUUAUGGGUGUUAUAAUGAAGUUACGGAUUCCAACGUAUCGUGACAAGCCUGGAACAACACCAAUAGUCCAGAAUAUGCCCCAGGCAGAUGCUCAGAUCUCUAUGGCUUUGCCGACUGUUCAUGAAGUAGAUCUUUUCAGGUGUUUCUGUCCAGUGUUCUUUCACAUUCAGAUGCUUUGGGAGCUGGUACUGCUGGGAGAGCCGCUCGUCGUGAUGGCACCGUCACCAUCGGAAUCUUCAGAAACCGUGUUGGCGCUUGUCAGUUGUAUUUCACCGUUAAAGUACUGCAGUGAUUUCAGGCCAUACUUUACCAUACACGACAGCGAAUUCAAAGAAUACACGACUCGCACACAAGCCCCACCAUCUGUCAUUCUAGGGGUGACGAAUCCUUUUUUUGCUAAAACACUUCAGCACUGGCCUCACAUUAUCCGAAUUGGAGAUAUUAAACUGCCAGGUGAAGUUCCAAAGCAGGUGAAAGUGAAAAAACUGAAGAACCUAAAAACUUUGGACUCCAAACCUGGCGUUUACACAUCUUACAAGCCAUACUUGAACAAAGAUGAAGAGAUCGUCAAACAGUUACAGAAGGGUGUCCAACAGAAGCGUCCUACAGAGGCACAGAGCGUGAUUCUUCGACGGUACUUUUUGGAAUUGACAGAAAGUUUCAUUAUUCCAUUAGAGCGGUAUGUGGCAAGCCUAAUGCCUUUGCAAAAAUGCAUAUCACCGUGGAAGAGCCCCCCCCAGCUGAGGCAGUUCAGCCAAGAUGAGUUCAUGAAGACACUGGAAAAAGCAGGACCCCAGCUCACAUCGGGUUUAAAAGGAGACUGGAUAGGACUCUACAGGCACUUUUUGAAGUCGCCCAACUUCGAUGGUUGGUUUAGGAGCCGGCAGAAAGAAAUGACGCAGAAGUUGGAGGCCCUUCAUUUGGAAGCGCUCUGUAAUGAGAACUUGGUGUUCUGGAGUCAGAAGCAUAGUGAAGUAGAAACGGUGGAUCUCGUCUUAAAGUUGAAGAACAAGCUGUUGCAGGCUGACAGAGAACAGCUUCCCGUGAAAACCGACACGCUGAAGAAGCUGCGGGCGCACAUCAACGAUAUCAUACUGGCACUUCCCGAUGACUUACAGGACAUCUUGCUCAAAACCGGCACAACGUGAUUUCUGCUGGGCCUUUUUGUGCAGAAAACAAAAGGUAAAUACCAUUUCACGGAAGACAGCGGCUGUGCCAGCUUCAGAACACAGCUCAGCGUUGUAUAUUAACACUACAGGUGGACUGUCGCAAUAGUAUAGCCCGCUAUACUAUUUUCACUGUUUUUUCCACUGAAAUACCAAUGCAACUAAAGGAAUUCCUGUGUCUAAUCAUGUUGGAAACAAGUGCUCUUAAAGAAGAACCUGUGGGCAGUGAAGCUGUACCACAGUGUAGGACCACAGUGCAGUGCUGGCAUUGCAGAAUUUCCCAAUUGGUGCUGCUGUUCUCAGUCCUGAUAACUCAGGGGUAGCAAUAUUGAUCAGUACUGGCCUGGCCAUGUAGUAUCUGAUUGCUUUAUUUUGGUUUUUCCUUCAGUUUUUGUCUAGUGAUAGACCCAACUGGCAUUUUAUGUGACUUGGUCAGAAUACAUUAGAGUUGAGGUAUUUUACUGGUGAAUCAUUGCUUCCAAAAAACUGUUUCAGGGACAGCUGAAAUAAUCAGAUCGGUUCUUAACUUUCUUCCUUUUGCCUUCUUGACAUCUUCCAAACCCACGUUCAUUCAGCAUCUUUAAAGAAGAGAAGGCAGCUGACAAAAGUUUCCUGAAGUCUCCUCCAUUCAAAGUCAGUUGAUUAGGGUGCUCUCACUCCACAUGCCUUAAAUAUAAAGUACUUGUGUACUCAUCGGUGGGUUUAAACUGCUGACAUUCGGGAUUUAAAGUGGAUCCGUAGUGUAAAUGUAAGUAUGCAGUAUUCAUCCCAGGAAACACGCACAGUGGUGUUCUAGUAUGGCUUUUAAAAUCAGUGAUUUCAGUAGAAGUAGCUGAUAAACCGUCUGUUCCAGUGGGAGCUCAUAGCGGCCAGCUCCUGCUAGCAGUUCUUGACUUACACCAGUCGGGUGCUGGAGGAGGAGAUGGGGCUGGAGGGAGAAGGUGCUGCCUUCAGCUGCAAAAAAGCCUAUGGAAAGGUCAAACCGUUGCAAGAAAAGAUUGUAGCAUGAAGUUUUUCUCAGUAUAUGCAUACUCUCAGACGUGCAGAGAGUAAUUUCCUCUUGCAUAUUAAGCAAGAAGAAUGUGUCGUUUAUCUUCUUGAACAAGUUUCAGUGGUAUAUAUUCGUAAGAACUCAGCUGCUCCACGUGCAGUGUUGUUCUGCGACCAGCUUCAAGUAGAAUAAAGCGACUGCUAUGGUGUACGCACCGCCUCCACUUCUACGUGACAAGCGGAUCAUGGUUAUAAAAAAAUUCUGCUUUUAAGUGCUUGGAUAGAAUUUUUUAAAACUUAUGACAUAAUCCUGCUCUAAGAAUAUGCUUUUGUAUGAUAAAUAUUUCAUACCCUCUUUCUAAAAUCAUCUUAUUUAGAUAUAAAGUGUCAGAACGGUAUUUUUAAGAAAAUAUGUAUUUUAAUACUGUGAUGGUUUGUAUACAAUUACUCGUGACCAAACGUUUAAUGUAUCUAUUAUGUUACUCAAACUACACCACUUCAGCAUUAAUUUCUAACUUGCAAAUUCUUUUGCACACCCUGACAAAUAGCAUUUCUAAUCCAGACAUUAAUAAGUGGCCAUUCUUAUAGUAAAUUAUUUAACCUGGAGCACUGUGUAGUUUCUUGGAACCCUGUAAACUGGUAACAACUACGAUAACUAUCACAUGACUGCAAAUAUGUAUUUUUGUAAAAGAAAAUAAACGGUUUGAUUUUUA
Messenger RNA from Columba livia (rock pigeon), 4456 nucleotides. RefSeq names its product DENN domain containing 6A (gene DENND6A). The transcript has 21 exons. Gene Ontology annotation, molecular function: guanyl-nucleotide exchange factor activity. The coding region runs from base 1020 to 2735 and encodes 571 amino acids. Gene Ontology annotation, cellular component: recycling endosome. The record is from RefSeq and is a predicted model, not a curated record. NCBI's taxonomy places the organism in Eukaryota, Metazoa, Chordata, Aves, Columbiformes, Columbidae.